Messenger RNA from Daucus carota subsp. sativus, 2417 nucleotides. RefSeq names its product transmembrane 9 superfamily member 8. The transcript has 7 exons. Gene Ontology annotation, cellular component: membrane. The coding region runs from base 186 to 2114 and encodes 642 amino acids. The record is from RefSeq and is a predicted model, not a curated record. Gene Ontology annotation, biological process: protein localization to membrane. Lineage: Eukaryota; Viridiplantae; Streptophyta; Magnoliopsida; Apiales; Apiaceae.
AUUUCACCCAAUCUUAUUUUCCAACUCUGUGAUCCCCGAUUUGGAUCCACAGAGAGAGAGAGAGACUGGAGAGAGAGUUUUGUUUGUGUUUGUAGAGAGUAAACUGAAAAUACAUACAUACAAUAUAUAUAUACAGGAAGAACAGAGAAGACGGUGUAGAUCUAGAUCUCUACUAGGUGGCGACAAUGGCGAAGGAUCGACCUGCAACAGCAUUUCAUUCUCAAUUAUGGAUGUUAAUUUGGUGUCUUUUUAUUGUUCAAGGCUACGCCUUUUACUUGCCUGGCGUUGCUCCUGAGGAUUUUUACAAGGGUGACCCUUUAAAUGUGAAAGUGAACAAAUUGACUUCUACCAAGACACAGCUUCCUUACUCCUACUACACUCUUCCCUUCUGUCGGCCUAAGACCAUAGUAGACAGUGCAGAAAAUCUUGGAGAAGUUCUUCGCGGUGAUCGUAUUGAGAACUCUCCGUAUCAGUUUAAGAUGCGAGAACCACAGAUGUGCAAUAUUUUGUGUCGCAUUACACUCACUGGAAAAACAGCCAAGAAAUUGAAGGAAAAGAUUGAUGAUGAGUAUCGGGUGAACAUGAUUUUGGAUAAUCUUCCCCUGGUUGUACCAGUACAAAGGCCGGACCGAGAAAGUUCCUUUGUGUAUCAGCAUGGUUUUCAUGUUGGUUUCAAAGGGCAGUAUGCUGGAAGCAAGGAUGAAAAGUAUUUUAUUAAUAACCACUUGACAUUUACAGUUAAGUAUCACAAGGACAUACAGACAGACACAGCAAGAAUUGUAGGAUUUGAAGUAAAACCUUUUAGCGCUAAGCAUGAAUAUGAAGGUCAAUGGAGUGACAAGGCACGCUUGACAACUUGUGAUCCCCAUGCUAAACGCACAAUUACCAGCUCUGAAUCUCCUCAAGAAGUUGAAGAUAAGAAAGAAAUCAUCUUCACAUAUGAUGUUGAUUACGAGGCCAGUGAUGUCAAGUGGGCAUCUAGAUGGGAUACUUAUCUGAUGAUGGCUGAUGAUCAAAUACACUGGUUUUCAAUUGUCAAUUCCUUGAUGAUUGUUCUUUUCCUCUCGGGAAUGGUGGCUAUGAUCAUGUUAAGGACUCUCUAUCGUGACAUUUCCAAAUACAACCAAUUAGAAACCCAGGAAGAAGCUCAAGAAGAAACAGGAUGGAAACUGGUUCAUGGGGAUGUUUUUAGGCCGCCAGUGAACUCUGAUUUGCUUUGUGUUUAUGUUGGGACUGGUGUUCAGUUUUUCGGAAUGAUACUUCUCACCAUGGUAUUUGCGGUACUUGGGUUCUUAUCCCCUUCAAACCGAGGUGGGCUAAUGACAGCUCUACUUAUGUUAUAUGUCUUCAUGGGCCUUUUUGGUGGUUAUGCUGCUGCCCGUCUCUACAAGAUGUUCAAGGGGACAAAUUGGAAAAAGAUCACCCUCCAAACAGCUUUCAUGUUUCCGGGAAUUGCAUUUAUUAUAUUCUUUGUAUUAAAUGCUCUGAUUUGGGGUCAAAAAUCUUCAGGGGCUGUGCCAUUUGGUACCAUGUUUGCCUUGGUAUUCUUGUGGUUCGGCAUCUCAGUACCACUAGUUUUUGUGGGGAGUUAUGUGGGUUUUAGGAAGCCUUCACCUGAGGAUCCAGUUAAAACUAAUAAGAUUCCAAGGCAGAUACCUGAGCAGGCAUGGUACAUGCACCCAGUCUUUUCUAUCCUGAUUGGGGGAAUACUUCCCUUCGGAGCUGUAUUUAUUGAGCUCUUUUUCAUCCUCACCUCUAUUUGGUUGCAACAGUUCUAUUACAUAUUUGGAUUUCUCUUCCUUGUGUUCAUCAUCCUGAUUGUCACCUGUGCCGAGAUAACAAUCGUGCUAUGCUACUUCCAGCUAUGCAGUGAGGAUUACCUCUGGUGGUGGAGGUCGUACCUGACUUCAGGUUCUUCAGCUCUAUAUCUCUUUCUCUAUGCAUCAUUUUACUUCUUCACCAAGCUAGAGAUCACAAAGCCAGUGUCUGGCAUGUUAUACUUCGGUUACAUGCUGAUUGCUUCAUAUGCUUUCUUCGUGGUCACUGGUACCAUUGGGUUUUACGCAUGUCUUUGGUUCACAAGGCUCGUCUAUUCAUCAGUGAAGAUUGAUUAAGUGAUGAACAUGGAGGUAAAUGAUUUUCCACAUUGAUCUUUGAGAAAUCACAGCUAUACUCCUGAUUGAGCAUCACACAUUGCAACAUGAAGCUACCACCAAUAGUUUUUAAAUUGCCUCCUGGGGUUAUUUAAUAUAGAAAUAUUUUGUAAACUUUUCAGCAGAUGGCGGAAAUAUGAAUUUUUCAAUUAUUUUUAUUUUCUCUGUUUGAUCUUUAGAUUCCUACAAAUAUGUAUCAAGACAAUUAAAAUUGCCAAAAGAUUUUUUUUAUGAAGAAAGAACAUAUGACAAUGGCGUCUAGCA